CUGUGCAGUGCAUCAGUACUGUCGAGAGGAAUAAUUCGAUCACAUCACAUUAUACGACAUCAAAGCGUCUGUCAUUUUUCAUUGCGUCAAAACACCACCAAAUCAAUCCAUUUCGAUUUCAAUCGUUUUCAAGGAAAACCAGCAACAAAAAUGGCUAAUAUUAGAGAUCGCCUACGAUGCCGUGCCCAACGUUUUCUACAAAAAGUAGAUCAUAUCGAUCUAACCGACGAAUCAGCUGUAGUGGUCUCAUCGAAAUUCAUCGAAUGCAUUGAUUUGACCGAUCGUCAUGUAAAAAUCGAACCGGAACGGUUGGCUGAUUUUCGACAGAGCCUUUUCGCGGUGUUUCAUAGGCGCCGGAAGCAAAUUAUGUCUUUGUUGCGACUCGCGAGAUGUGUUAACUUGGAGAUCAAGGAGAAAUUUUCUAAAAUGGAAAUUCAUUCGGCACUGUCCCAGAUGACUGAUUCGAAUGAGAUUUUCAUUUACAACGGACUGGUCCAUUUGGUGUGACAACAUUUUGUGAUUAUGAGUUAUUCAUUGUCCGCUGAAUAAAUGUAACUUAAUUUAAGCGUC
Molecule: messenger RNA, 570 nt
Organism: Bradysia coprophila
Lineage: Eukaryota; Metazoa; Arthropoda; Insecta; Diptera; Sciaridae
Product: DNA replication licensing factor MCM3-like
Source: RefSeq, a predicted model, not a curated record